Dreissena polymorpha is the source of this 426-nucleotide messenger RNA. Its product is annotated as putative nuclease HARBI1. NCBI's taxonomy places the organism in Eukaryota, Metazoa, Mollusca, Bivalvia, Myida, Dreissenidae. Bases 1 to 426 code for a protein of 141 amino acids. The transcript is spliced from 5 exons. The record is from RefSeq and is a predicted model, not a curated record.
AUGCGGAGCCUGCCGGUUCCGGUCGCCCUGGCAGUAUGUACCUUCCUCAGGUACGUGGCCAGUGGCGACCUCCAACUAACUGUGGGAGACAGCACUGGCCUGUCGCAGGCAACGUUGGAGCUAAAUUCCCUGGAUGUUAAGGAUAUAUCGGACGUGGUGUUUUUUAACAGUUUUCCAAGUACUUUGGGGUGCAUGGAUUGUACACAUGUGCAUAUCAAGAAGCCGGUAGACCAUGUGGAAGACUGCAUAGGGCGAAAGGGUGUUCCCACUAUCAACGUUCAGGCUGUGUGUGAUGCAAGCUACCGAAUAAAGAAUUUCAGUGCCAGUUGGCCAGGGAGGACACAUGAUGCCAGGUUUUGGCGAAAUUGUGAACUGAAACGGCGGUUUGAGAAUGACUACUAUAGAGCUGUUAUAGAGCCACCAUAG